GAGAGAAAGCGUGCCGCUCCAAGUGUCGAGGGUUAGAAAUGAGAAUUCGAAGUCUUGCCUCCUGGAAAGUUUUGAUAAGCAAAUACGGCUGAGCUCCCGCGCUCUCUUCAUUGGCUGCUUCUUCACCGCCAGAUUUUGACACAAAUAAUCAGAUUGAAAAUCAGGGAGGGGAACAGAAGAGGAAAAACACACAGAGAGACAGAGCAAAAAGGAGAAGUAUCUAUUUGUGCAAAGAGUCACACAGUUGACAGAGUGGAGGCCAGUCCCGAGAGAGGCUUUGCAGUUCCCACCUCGGGAAGCUCCGGCAGAACCCAGGCGAGGGACAGCUCCGGGCAGGUGUGGGGUGCACACUGAAAAUGCCACGCUCCUUCCUGGUGAAGAGCAAGAAGGCUCACACCUACCACCAGCCCCGUGUGCAGGAAGAUGAACCGCUCUGGCCUCCAGCCCUUACCCCGGUGCCCAGAGACCAGGCUCCAAGCAACGGCCCUGUCCUCAGCACUCUAUUCCCAAACCAGUGCCUGGACUGGACCAACCUCAAACGAGAGCCGGAGCUGGAGCAGGACCAGAACUUGGCCAGGAUGGCCCCGGCAGCAGAGGGCCCCAUUGUGCUGUCCCGACCCCAGGAUGGGGACUCUCCACUGUCCGACUCACCCCCAUUCUACAAGCCCAGCUUCUCCUGGGACACCUUGGCCACAACCUAUGGCCAAAGCUACCGGCAGGCCCCCUCCACCAUGCAGUCAGCCUUCCUGGAGCACUCCGUCAGCCUGUACGGCAGUCCUCUUGUGCCCAGCACUGAGCCCGCCUUGGACUUCAGCCUCCGCUACUCCCCAGGCAUGGAUGCGUACCACUGUGUGAAGUGCAACAAGGUCUUCUCCACCCCUCACGGGCUCGAAGUGCAUGUGCGACGCUCCCAUAGUGGGACCCGGCCCUUCGCCUGUGACAUCUGCGGCAAAACCUUCGGCCACGCUGUGAGCCUGGAGCAGCACACGCACGUCCACUCCCAGGAGCGCAGCUUCGAGUGCCGCAUGUGCGGCAAGGCCUUCAAGCGCUCAUCCACGCUGUCCACCCACCUGCUCAUCCACUCAGACACGCGGCCCUACCCCUGCCAGUUCUGCGGCAAGCGUUUCCACCAGAAGUCCGACAUGAAGAAGCACACCUACAUCCACACAGGUGAGAAGCCGCACAAGUGCCAGGUGUGCGGAAAGGCCUUCAGCCAGAGCUCCAACCUCAUCACCCACAGCCGCAAGCACACAGGCUUCAAGCCCUUCAGCUGUGAGCUGUGCACCAAAGGCUUCCAGCGCAAGGUGGACCUGCGGCGGCACCGCGAGAGCCAGCACAAUCUCAAGUGAGGCUGCGCCGGCUCCCAGCUCCUGGCCAGCCUGCCCUGUGGUCCUGUCACCUGGAGGCCAGCCUCACAUGCCCAAAUCUCCAGUCUCCUGGAGGUGGGACUGGACAGGAGUCUUCCAGCUUGUUUUGAGACUCAUGAAAUUGCUGUGUGACCUUGGGCAAGUCACUUACCCUGUCUGGAUCAACAUUUCUCCUGCUGCCAAGUGUGGAAGCCUGGCUGGGUCUUUCUCAGCAGAAGUUGUUUCCAGGUGUGCUCAGGUGCCUUCCUCUAGCAGAGCACAGAAAGCUAGAAUACCCCCAGGGAGACAGGGAUGCCAAGAGUAGACCAGAGCUGGGACCCACAGACAGAACCUCCACCUGCCUGCUGCCCACUGAGCUGGGACCUGAUCACCUUGGAUUUUAGCGGGCCUCUUUCUGGCUAUAACAGGCAGAGUCGGAGCUGCCUCCCACCCCAGUCAGAAGCCUCACACCCCCUCUGCUUCGGCCAGAUGUGCUGGCUGACUCCGACUUCCGACCAGCACUCAGCUGGCCACUGGGGAUUCCAGCUCCACAACCAGGCCGUGAGGCUGGAGAAACUGGCAGUUAUUGCUGUCAAAAGCCUGUUCUCUCAACUGCUGUCAAUAAAAUUAAAGAUACAGAUUUGCUGCCAUGUGACCAGCAUUUAUUAAGUGCCUAUGAGGUCCAGGGUACUGCACGAGGCUUUGGGGAGUGAUGCGGGGAGGCUUGAGGAGCAGAGAAAGCCAUGGAGGUGCUCAUAGGCAAGUUGUGGAGACGUGUACUCAGCCCCCACGUGCACAGACCCGCUGACGAGCCGGGAGCAAGCAGAAGGGGCCCGUGCGACAAGACCACAGGGGUGGGCAAGGCUAGUGCAGCUGGGGCGGUAUCCGUUUCCUGUGGCUGCUGUGACAAAUGACCACAAACUUAGUGGCUUAAAACAACACACAUUUAUUCUCUUAAAUUCUAGAGGCCAGAAACUCAAAAUGAGUCUCAUGGGGCUAACAUCAAGGUGUUAGCAGGACUGCAUUCCUGCAGGAGGCUCCCGGGAGAGUCUGUUUUCCUGUCUCUUUCACCUUCCCAAGGCCGUCUGUGCCUCUGAUCUUGGCCCCUUCCUCUGCCUUCAAAGCACAUAACUCGGACCUCUGCUUCUGCCUCCAUCUCUGUCUUCUGCUUUCAACCUUCUUGCCUCUCUCUUAUACAGACCCUUCUGAUUACACUGAGCUCAGGUAUAAAUCAUCCCAUCUCAAGAUCCUGAACGUAAUCACCGUGAUUGGCUGAAUAAUGGCCCCAAAGAUGAGAUCCACAUCCUAACCCUGGAACCUGUGAGCGUGACGCUAUAGGGUAAAAGGGACUUUGCAAGCGUGAUGAAGAUAAGCCUGGUGCCGCACCUGUCUAGCUGUGUGACUUCAGGUGAGUUCCUGAACCUCUCUGGGGCUCAGCUUCCUCCUCUGUAAAAUGGUAAACACAGCAGUCCCUUCCACCGAUUCGCUGAGACCAUUCUUGCAAAGCGGCAUACAGGGCCAGCCCAGCACGUAGUAAGUGCUGCCGAGUUGUGAACAUUCCUUUUUGAAGUCCUGUCCAUCCUAUAAGGCCCACUUAGCCAGCUCCUCCAUGAAGCCUCCGUCGGUCAUCCAGCCAGAAGGUCUUCUCUCUCCUCUGAUACCGAGCAACUCAGUCUCUUUGCUUACAGCUUAGGAGCCAUUGAAUGUGGAAUGCAGUUAUAUGUGGAUAACUUCAGGAGGUCUUCUGUCUGAGCUCCAGCCGCACCCCACCCCCCAUCCCACACCAAUCCUGUGCCUGGCCCACAGCCAUGGACACCUCUGAAUGAACUUGCAGGUACUGAGCUAAGCCAAGGGUUUCCACACAUUGUCUCUAACCCACACAACCUUCUGCAAUGGAAUGCCAUUCUCCCAUUUUACAGAUGGGGCAACUGAGGCCCAGAGAGGUCAGACAUAAAAAAAAAAAAACAUAGAUAUGGGCCAGGCGCUCACGCCUGUAAUCCCAGCACUUUAGGAGGCUGAGGCGGGCAGAUCACUUGAGGUCAGGAGUUCGAGACCAGCCUGGCCAACAUGGUGAAACCCUGUCUCUAUUAAACAUACAAAAAUUAGCUGGGCAUGGUGGCGCGUGCCUGUAAUCCCAGCUACUUGGGAAGCUGAGGCAGGAGAAUUGCUUGAACCUGGGAGGUGGAAGUUGCAGUGAGCCGAGAUGGUGUCAUUGCACUCCAGCUCUGGGCAACAGAGCAAGACUCCAUCUCGGAAACAAACAAACAAACAAACGUAGAUACUAGGGCUUACCCUUUCCAGGUGUGCUCAGGUGCCUUCCUCUAGCAGAGCACAGAAAGCUAGAAUACCCCCAGGGAGACAGGGAUGCCAAGAGUAGACCAGAGCUGGGACCCACAGAGAGACCCUCUUUCCUAGAGAAAGAAGGAUUCUUUCCAAAGAAACGCCGCUGCCGUCCGAUGGUGUCUGUGUAUCGUGUGACUUAGCCUUGGGUUCAUGAAUCGACUUGUUUAACGUGUAUUUGAUUGCAUGCCAACUUAUGAGGCUCAACCUGUCAUGAAAUGGCAAAUGUCCCAUGCAAACGCCCAAUUCCCAUCCAUUGUGGGCAGCUCAAACCUGGGUCAAACUAGAAGCUGUUCACAUGGAUCGUCAGGGGAGUGAGGGACAAGUCCUCAGACUCAUGUUCGUGGUUCCAGAGAGGCCCACAGAGCCGGCUGGACAUGCCUUAGACCUGUUCUGGUGCUCCCCAGGCGUGCGCCACAAGCCUCCGGGGGUUCGUUCGCUUUAGACGGAGUAGAGAUCGCAUUGCUCAAAUAACUGGGAGGAACUCUGGGUUAAC
This is a messenger RNA of Pan troglodytes (chimpanzee), 4182 nucleotides long. RefSeq names its product growth factor independent 1B transcriptional repressor (gene GFI1B). Gene Ontology annotation, biological process: regulation of transcription by RNA polymerase II. The transcript has 7 exons. Gene Ontology annotation, molecular function: RNA polymerase II cis-regulatory region sequence-specific DNA binding; DNA-binding transcription factor activity, RNA polymerase II-specific. NCBI's taxonomy places the organism in Eukaryota, Metazoa, Chordata, Mammalia, Primates, Hominidae. The record is from RefSeq and is a predicted model, not a curated record. Bases 357 to 1349 code for a protein of 330 amino acids. Gene Ontology annotation, cellular component: nucleus.